Lathyrus sativus (Indian pea) is the source of this 1467-nucleotide messenger RNA. The record is from the annotation of a GenBank genome assembly. NCBI's taxonomy places the organism in Eukaryota, Viridiplantae, Streptophyta, Magnoliopsida, Fabales, Fabaceae.
AUGACUUUGGAGAUGGGUUCCAUGUGGGUGGUCCUCGUGGCCAUUGGUGCUGCUCUUUUCGUCCUAAGAUCCAUUCUCAAAAAUGUUAAUUGGUGGCUCUAUGAAUCCAAAUUAGGUGUCAAGCAGUACUCUCUGCCACCAGGUGAUAUGGGAUGGCCCUUCAUAGGUAACAUGUGGUCCUUUCUUAGAGCUUUCAAGUCUAAGGAUCCUGACUCCUUCAUCUCUUCCAUUGUAGCCAGAUAUGGAAAUAGUGGAAUAUACAAAGCCUUAAUGUUUGGAAACCCAAGUGUAAUUGUGACAACACCAGAAGGAUGCAAAAGAGUUCUAACAGAUGAUGAAAAUUUUGAACCUGGUUGGCCUCAAUCUACCAUAGAGCUCAUUGGAAAGAACUCAUUCAUUGCAAUGACUUACGAAGAACACAAGCGCCUUCGACGUUUAACAUCGUCUUCCAUCAAUGGCAUGGAAGCAUUGUCUUUGUACUUGAAAUAUAUCGAAGAAAACGUCAUCAUUUCGUUAGAGAAAUGGUCUAACAUGGGACAGAUCGAGUUUUUAACCGAAAUUCGGAAGCUUACUUUUAAAAUCAUUAUGCAUAUUUUUCUUAGUUCAGAAAGUGAACCUGUUAUGGAAGCUUUGGAAAAAGAAUACACAAUACUUAAUCAUGGAGUUAGAGCUAUGCAAAUCAAUGUUCCUGGAUUUGCUUACUAUAAAGCACUCAAGGCUAGGAGAAAUCUAGUUGGCAUAUUUCAAUCUAUUGUUGAUGAUAGAAGAAACAUAAGAAAGGUUUAUUCGCAAAAGAAAGCGAAAGAUAUGAUGGAUUCUCUUGUAGAUGUCGAAGAUGAUAAUGGAAGAAAGUUGAGUGAUGAAGAUAUCAUUGAUAUAAUGUUAAUGUACUUGAAUGCUGGUCAUGAGUCUUCAGGACAUAUUACAAUGUGGGCUACCUAUUUCCUACAAAAACACCCUGAAUAUCUUCAAAAAGCCAAGGAAGAACAAGAAGAAAUAAUAAAGAGGAGACCUUCAACGCAGAAAGGGUUGACACUUAAGGAAAUUCGCGGCAUGGAUUUUCUGUAUAAGGUAAUCGAUGAAACAAUGCGCGUGAUAACAUUUUCAUUGGCGGUUUUUCGAGAGGCGAAAUCCGAUGUCACUAUAAAUGGUUAUACCAUACCAAAAGGUUGGAAAGUGCUUACAUGGUUCAGAUCAGUUCACCUUGAUCCUGAAAUAUAUCCUAAUCCAAAGGAAUUUAAUCCUAAUAGAUGGAAUAAGGAACAUAAAGCAGGGGAAUUUCUUCCCUUUGGAGCAGGAACUAGAUUGUGUCCUGGCAAUGAUCUAGCCAAAAUGGAAAUAGCAGUUUUUCUUCAUCAUUUCACUCUUAAUUACAAGCUUGAACAGCUUAAUCCUAAAUGUCCUAUUAGAUAUUUACCACAUACAAGGCCUAUGGACAAUUGCUUAGGAAGGGUCAAGAAAUGUUGA